Molecule: messenger RNA, 1245 nt
Organism: Mobula hypostoma (lesser devil ray)
Lineage: Eukaryota; Metazoa; Chordata; Chondrichthyes; Myliobatiformes; Myliobatidae
Product: gastrin/cholecystokinin type B receptor
Exons: 1
Coding region: 1-1245 (414 amino acids)
Biological process (GO): G protein-coupled receptor signaling pathway; cellular response to hormone stimulus
Cellular component (GO): plasma membrane
Molecular function (GO): peptide binding; G protein-coupled receptor activity
Source: RefSeq, a predicted model, not a curated record
AUGAAUGGAACUCGGUUCAGUUUGCAGUUGCUUGAAAGGUUUCCCGGGAACUUUUCCUUGAGUCCUCCCAGUAGCAACCUGAGCUUUUGGGAGACCAUCCAUUUGAACGUUAACCUCCUGUUUUCGGGUUAUGAGCCCACAACCAUCGUCCUGGAGGUAAUCUAUUCGUUGUCCUUUAUCACUGGAUUAGUGGGGAACAUCAUGGCUCUGAGGGUCCUGACGAGAAGGAGAGGCAAUCGCUUGGCCAGAGCGACCCGGAGCCUCUUGAUCAACCUGUCUGCCUGUGAUAUGAUGGUGGUGUGCAUCUGCAUGCCCGUCACACUUGGACACCAGGUCUACAACGCUUGGGUGUUCGGAGACUUCAUGUGCAGGGCAGUGCCCUUCGUGCAGGCGGUAGCGGUCUCCGCCAGCGUGCUGAGCCUCGCCGUGAUCAGUCUGAACCGUUACUACAGCGUCCACAGCCCGCUCCACGCUAGGGCUUUCUUCACCUGCAGAAGGGUCCUGGGAAUGAUCUGUGCUGUCUGGCUUUUAUCCUCGGCGCUCUGCAUACCCCUGAUCUUCAUGAAUAAAACUGAAAACCUGGUGCUGUUGGAGGGGAAGCUGACCAUCCCGGUGUGCGCCGAAAACUGGCCCGACGCGAAGCUGAGACAGGGCUACAACUUCCUACUCUUCUGCGCUCUCUACGGCUUCCCCGUGCUCUUCAACCUCGUCAUCUGUUUCCUCACGGCCCGCCGGCUCUGGGGGAGCCAGGAUAGGCUCCAGGAGGGCAACAAGAGGUAUUUAGUGGGCAACAGCGCCAGGUUGAAGGCGCGCAAGAAGAUCGUGAAAAUGGUCGUGGUUCUUGUCUUGCUCUUCGCCUUGUCCUGGCUGCCCUUGUAUGCAAUUGAUAUGUGGAUCGAUUUCAAGAUGCCGAACGCUCCGCUGGACAAUCUCCACCAAGGAUGGAUUCUUCACAUCCGAUCUUUUGCGCAGUGGCUGGGCCUCACCAACUCUAGUCUCAACCCUCUCUGUUACUGCUUCAUAGGAAACUUGUAUAGGUCUGUGCAGAAGUUCAAGAAAACCUGCAGACAACGGAUUUAUUCCGUUUUCAGUCUAACCGUGGGCAGCGCUCCGGCUCCGGGCGGCGCUUCUAUCCUGCUUCAGUACCGAGCUUCCCCUCACGUAGUGGAAAGUGAAUGCAGCCGGACUCCGAACCAAAGCACAAGCCUAUCUUCUGGAAUUACUUGUGGGACAUCGUUUGACUAA